AUGGCUAUGCAGAGGGACCAAUUCAAUAGAGUAAUGGUUAUGAUAUUAGCGCCAUUAAUGGCUUCUCUAUUAAUUCCUUGUUUUUGUUGUUCUUGUUCUUAUUCUGGUGUGCAAUAUUCUGUUGGAGACACACUCUGGACAAUCCCUCCAACCCCUGAUUAUUUCUCCAACUGGUCCUCUUCCAUUUUCUUUGCCAUUGGUGACUCCCUUGUGUUUGAUUUCGAAACUGGACGUUUCAAUCUGGUACAAGUCUCAAAGCCAGACUACGAUAGAUGCACAGCUUUCAACCCCAUUAACAUAAUUUCUAAAGGUCCAGCGAUUCUUCCAUUGAAGCAGGAAGGUGUUUUUUACUUCAUAUGCAAUAUUUCCAAUUAUUGCAUUCUUGGUCAGAAGAUUUCCAUUACUGUCCACAACUACUGCCCAAUUCAUAAUCCCCCAUCUCCGUCGCCGUCACCAUCGUCAUCACCAACUCCGACGUCGUUUCCUCCUGCGGCUGUUCCCGUUGUUCCGUCUUCUCCUUCAGUACCGGCUUUAAGUCCGGUACCGUCUCCAAUUAGUGAUGGCAAUAAUACUGAAGCUCCUCUGGAUGCCAAGUCUAGUGGCGCGUUUGCUAAUAGAGCUAAGAUUGGUUUUGAUUUUAGAGGAAUGUUAAUUUUUACUGCUGGCUGUGCCCUACUUGUCUUAUUGUUUGGUGAAUUUUUUUAA
Molecule: messenger RNA, 705 nt
Organism: Ziziphus jujuba (common jujube)
Lineage: Eukaryota; Viridiplantae; Streptophyta; Magnoliopsida; Rosales; Rhamnaceae
Product: cucumber peeling cupredoxin
Exons: 2
Coding region: 1-705 (234 amino acids)
Cellular component (GO): plasma membrane
Molecular function (GO): electron transfer activity
Source: RefSeq, a predicted model, not a curated record